Molecule: messenger RNA, 3177 nt
Organism: Cydia pomonella (codling moth)
Lineage: Eukaryota; Metazoa; Arthropoda; Insecta; Lepidoptera; Tortricidae
Product: G-protein coupled receptor Mth2-like
Exons: 10
Coding region: 1446-3041 (531 amino acids)
Biological process (GO): cell surface receptor signaling pathway; G protein-coupled receptor signaling pathway
Cellular component (GO): membrane
Molecular function (GO): G protein-coupled receptor activity
Source: RefSeq, a predicted model, not a curated record
CCGAUUUUAAAAAGAAACAUUGUUAGCUUUUGUGCAUAAUUUGUUACAAUUUAUUAAGUGCAUUUUAGACCUAUGGUCGAGAUUUUUUUCCACCGAGCGAAAGUCCAAAACUCAGGAUUCGAAUCGAUACAAGCCCUCGAGGAGGCCCUCAAGAUUGCUAAUUAACCCCUACCCAUACCCUACUCAAAGUGUUGUGUUCCUGCCGGUGAGUAAGGUUGCCAGAGCUCAACGAGGGUGGGAGGGGGUUAGGGUCGGCAACGCGCAUGUAACUCCUUUGGCGUUGCAGGCGUACUUAGGCUACGGAUGCUGCUUACCAUCAGGCAGGCCGUAUGCUUGUUUGCCACCGACGUAGUAUUAAAAAAAAAUUAAAUUUAUGGCAGUCGUAUUGUGAUCCAAAAAAUCAUAAAAAAUGUGAACAUACUGCAUGUCAUGAGAAGACCAGAUGAGCACAUGACAAAAAGUGCAAUAAAUUAAGCCUCCUAUCGGGACCAAAUCCUCGUGGCAGACCCCUUACUACAUGGAUGUCAUUUAUUAAAAAAGUCCUCUCCAAUAACAAUUUUCUAUGACAGUCUAAUUGCGGCCUAAAUAAUGAAAUGAAACUGCAAACCCUACGACAUUACGUCACAACACAUGGCAAAAGGAGCAAAGGGGAAACGCUUUACAAAAGGGGUUCUGGCUAUUUUUUACCGUACUACCUAUAUUUAACCUGAUAAAUUGUGAUUAGGUAUAUAGUCGUUUGGCGGUCAUCACACGAUGCGGAUUCAGGAUGUGUCGACGAUGUGAUAAUGAUAACCGCCUUAGAUUUAUUUUAUUCCUAAGUAUGACAUAAGAUUUUGUUUUUAUAUCUUUGCUUGAUGUUUACAAUCUCCGUUUAGGUAACUCGAGAGUAUUUAUUUUGUUAUCAUAAACUAAGGAUUACGGAAUCACGCUUACAGCCUGAAUUUUUCGUUCAACAUAAUUAGGCAACGUAGCUGAAAAUCUUUAUUCCAAACCUAGAGGUCAGAUAUUUUGGUCAAUCGUAUACCUAGGACAUCAGUCAGCUAGGUUCCAGAGUUAUGGUAUAACGUGCGGGUUGAGCUAUUGAGGGAAACGGGCACCUCGGCAGUCGGGGAGCAACCGGCGCGCCAUACACACGCCUCACGCCCUAUCGCGGACAACCCGAAGAUCGCGAUACAACUUAUCUCUUAUCAUCAUAACGCGCUUAUAAAAAAUGAUACAUCGAAUUACCUCACGAGUGCCCAGAUAACACGGUACCGUGAUAAGGCGUAAACGAUUUGAUUUAGUUGCAAUUUUGUUAGUCAUUUAAAAUACUAAGAAAAUUCGUGUUGUUUAUUAUUGCAAAACUUAAGUUAUCAGUUAGUUCAGUCAAUUCUUGUGUUAUUGUGAGAUAUGUUAUUAAGACUGUAAACAAGUAAUUUCUUUGCCUUUCCGUGAACUUAUUAACAAUGUUCAAAACAUUGUUAGUUCUUCCGCUAAUUUUAUUGUGCAGUGUAAACUGUGAACCGUGUAGAAGAAUUGAGACUGUAAACAUUACGUAUGGUGAACAAUUUGAGAACAAUUCAAUAUUCUAUGAUGGGGUGGAGUAUAUCGAAGGCUCGUGGUACGACAUUGAAGAAAACAAUGAGACUGUCAGGCUUGGUUGUCCAUGUAUUGGACGUACAUGUUUGUGGAAGUGCUGCCCAAGCGGUCAACUCUUCAUCAAUGGACAAUGCGUGGAAUAUGACUUAAAGGAAAUUAAUCCCUUCAGUCCACAGAUAUUCAAAGACAGCGAAAGCCUGGACAUAAGGGCACAUGAGCAUUUCUUCUAUAUGUACAACAAUAAGCUGUGUGAUUCUCGGUAUUUGGUUGACUCGAUGUUGGGCGAAGGAAUUUACAUUCAACAGAACGGCAGUAUGAUGGAGGACGUCGAAGGCCGUGUGCAGUGGCACAAGCCAGGCUACUUCUGUGUGGACAUUAUGAUCACGGACAACAUCAGUCGCCUUAUCGCUGGUCCAUGCCAUCCGACUGAGGUCCCGGUCGACGACGACAGCAAGACGCUUUACGCUAUGUAUGCUGCAGGUCUCCUCCUAUCGGCUCCAUUCCUCUUGGUCACGUUUCUGGUGUACGCGUUCAUCCCGGAGCUGAGGAACCUUCACGGGAUGUGCCUAAUGGCGUACUGUGCUGGACUUAUCGUGGCGUACCCCUUUUUGGCGUACCUUAAGAUGCACAGCGGUACUGUGGGUGUGGGGAAGACGGGCUGCGUUGUAAUAGCCUUCAUCGUCUACUAUGCGUUUCAAUCCAGCUUUUUCUGGCUCAACGUGAUGUGUUUCGAUAUCUGGCGAACAUUCAGAUCGGCCACUCCGAUUCCCUCCAGUACCGGAAACUCUCUGGGCUACCGAGGAGGCAGCAGUAAGAAGCGGCACGAGCAACGACGGUUCGCCAUGUAUGGGCUGUACGCGUGGGGAGUACCAUUGGUGCUCACUGCUCUCACCGCCUUCAUGCAGUUCGGACAACUGCCGAACUACAUCUUGAAGCCGGGACUGGGGGAUAUGAAGUGCUGGUUUGAAGAUUGGAAACGCGACCUUAUGUAUUUCUUCACACCAGUCCUGGUCUUGGUACUGUGCAACACUAUCCUGUUCUCUGUGACUGCUCACCGCAUCCGCUCUAUCAAGCAGGAGACGGCCAUCUUGAAGAGCUCGGAGUCGGCCAGGAGCGACCGUCUUAAGAAGGAUAAGCAAAGGUACGGCCUAUACCUGAAGCUGUUCAUGGUGAUGGGCGUGAACUGGUCGGUGGAGCUCAUCAGCUUCGCCGUGGGUGGCUCCAACUGGUACUGGGUCGUCGUGGAUCUGUCCAACGUGAUGCUGGGCUUUUUUAUCUUCUUUAUCUUCGUGUGGAAGAAGAAGGUGCGCAACUUGGUCAGGAAAAGCUGGAACAACUUCUGCGGCACGAGGACAGUCGCAGACGGGCUUGGAAAAUGGGCAACCCGGACGAGUUCGGCACCUACCGAAGACACUCGAGUAUCAGCCGACGAUACCGCCAUGCGAAUGAAAGAGCUCCACUAACCAUCAUAGAACCGGACGACAUGCCAUAUCAAAGCCAAAGAAUUCUCAGAAUAAAUGCGCAUCUAUAGUUUUAAGUAACUUAAGUAAAUAUAGUGUAAUUAAGUAAGUUAAUUAAAUUGCUUUUUCACAUCCUUUA